Messenger RNA from Ascochyta rabiei, 315 nucleotides. RefSeq lists its product as uncharacterized. Bases 1 to 315 code for a protein of 104 amino acids. The record is from RefSeq and is a predicted model, not a curated record. The transcript has a single exon. NCBI's taxonomy places the organism in Eukaryota, Fungi, Ascomycota, Dothideomycetes, Pleosporales, Didymellaceae.
AUGCUGGUCCUGCUAGACUCUGCGUCCGCUCUUGAGGAGAAUGCUGCUGUAAGCCCAUUGCCGGCGUUUCUGCUGGAUGCGGUAAUCGGCUGGGCAGGCGCGAUUUUGAUCUACUUCCACAUUUGCAGCUUCUAUAGCUUGUCUUCUGCGGUCACUGUUGCACUGGGAAUAUACGAGAUGUGGCAGUUUCCGCCACUGGUGGGUGAUGUGCGCGAUGCCUGGUCGGCGAAGCAGUUCUGGGCUGUCGAUCCUAAGAACAUCCUCAAUAGCGAAGACAUAGUGUCUGUUUACGCCGGCCUCGUUAUUUUCAUCUAA